Messenger RNA from Pieris brassicae (large cabbage white), 892 nucleotides. RefSeq names its product proteasome assembly chaperone 2. The record is from RefSeq and is a predicted model, not a curated record. Gene Ontology annotation, cellular component: cytosol; nucleus. Gene Ontology annotation, biological process: proteasome assembly. Lineage: Eukaryota; Metazoa; Arthropoda; Insecta; Lepidoptera; Pieridae. The coding region runs from base 123 to 866 and encodes 247 amino acids. The transcript is spliced from 2 exons.
AUCACUGAUACGACUGAACUGUCAAACUGCAAAAGUUAUUCAUUUGAAAUUUGAAUUAGUAAAUUACCUAUUUGGUGGCCAAAAUAUUAAAAGAACAAAAAAAAAUAUUGGAAAAAAGAAUCAUGGAUUUGCAAAAUAGUUGGAAGUGGUCGAGUAAUUAUGACCUGACCAAUUACACCCUAGUAGUGCCCAGUGUAGCUGUUGGAAAUGUGGCACAACUUGCAUGUGAUCUUUUGAUCGCUACAUUACGGAUGGAAAAGCUAGUUUCGAUUUAUACUACAGCUCAAGUUCCUUUAGUUGGAUGUGACCCGUACGAUUUGGUUUCAAGUACUCUAUCAACCUCCUGUGAGUUAUAUGUAUCGGCUAUUCACAAUUUGCUUGUUCUUCAAGUCAGAUCUCCACUUAUACAAAAACGAGCACGAAGUUUCUUGGAAAAUUUAGUGGACCAGUUUCAGCAAAAGCAAAUUAAAGAUAUCAUAAUACUAUCAAGUAGUUUUGCACAUGAGAAGAAGUACAUAAUGACAUCACCAUUCAGAUUUAUUGCAAGCAAUAACACACCUUACUCGGAGCGAAUUCAAAUGGCAAAAUUGAUUCCACAUGAACAACAUGAAAGUGACAUUAAAAUAUUUGGUGGUGGGUAUGCUGUCAUGCUAUUUAAUAUAUGUAAAGAGAAAUCCCUACCAUGUCUGUGUCUUUAUAAAUACUGCUCAGAAGGAGACAAUGUACCUGAUGCAUAUGAUAUGGUAGAACAACUUCAAAACAUCUUUCCACUUUUGGAUAGAGAUCAAAAUCCUACCACUCAAUUCAUGCAACCUGCCUCAUGGAAACUUUUAUUUGGCAGACCACCACCACAAGAGAUCUAUUAAUUAUAAUGAAAUUUUUUAAAACAUUG